This is a messenger RNA of Myxocyprinus asiaticus (Chinese sucker), 2098 nucleotides long. RefSeq names its product phospholipid phosphatase-related protein type 1-like. NCBI's taxonomy places the organism in Eukaryota, Metazoa, Chordata, Actinopteri, Cypriniformes, Catostomidae. The record is from RefSeq and is a predicted model, not a curated record. The transcript is spliced from 9 exons. Gene Ontology annotation, biological process: signal transduction; phospholipid dephosphorylation; phospholipid metabolic process. Gene Ontology annotation, molecular function: phosphatidate phosphatase activity. Bases 400 to 1374 code for a protein of 324 amino acids.
CUCGUUGAGCGUUCGCGAUCGCCUCUAAUCACUCAUCUCCAAUCAAACCUCUAGCCCAGCGCCACCGAAACGCUGCGGAAAACACAGAAAAUGGAGUAGCAGUUUUUUUUUAUAUCCACGUUAAAUGAACGUUGAUGGAUUAAUACGCGAGUAAUACACAUCCAUCGCACGUGUUCGCUCCUGUGGGGAAAGCAAUGAUUCUCUGUAUUGUUGUUGCUGUGAUGAUUCAUGAAGCGUUCCAUUCAACUCGGAGAGUUGGAAUUUCCACCUUUCAACUGGGGAAAGUGCAACGGAUUGACACUUUGUUGGAUUUCUAACUUGGAAACUUGCAAAUCUUCAACUCCCAUUUUGUCGAGAUGCAGAUUGCCAACCGUGGAUCUUUGACUCAAUCAAUGCAAAAUGGCUUCGGAUAAUACGCAACGUAGUUACUCCAUCAUACCUUGCUUCAUAUUCGUUGAGUUGGUCAUCAUGGCCGGGACGGUGCUUCUGGUGUACUACUUUGAAUGCACGGACACAUUUGGGAUCCACAUCCAGGGCUUCUUCUGUAAUGACACUGACCUGAUGAAGCCCUACCCUGGGGCGGAGGAGAGCAGCUUCAUCCCUCCAAUCAUCCUGUACUGUGUGGUGGCAGCUGCGCCCACAGCCAUCAUAUUUGUUGGCGAGAUCUCAAUGUACAUCAUGAAGUCCACUAGAGAAUUUCUCAUCGCCCAGGAGAAAACCAUCGUGACGGGGGAAUGCUGCUAUCUGAAUCCUCUUUUCCGCAGAAUCAUCAGGUUUAUUGGUGUCUUUGCGUUUGGCCUGUUUGCCACUGACAUCUUUGUCAACGCUGGUCAGGUAGUGACUGGCAGUCUGGCGCCAUAUUUCCUGAGUGUCUGCAAGCCAAAUUAUACGGGGAUGGACUGUCACGUAAACCACCAGUUCAUCGCAAAUGGCAAAAUCUGCACUGGGAACCAGGUGGUGGUGGAGAGAGCCAGGAGAUCCUUCCCGUCCAAAGACGCUUCGCUUGGUGUCUACUCGGCCGUCUACGUCACUAUGUACAUCACGAGCACUAUCAAGACUAAAAGCAGUCGUCUGGCAAAGCCUGUGCUCUGUCUGGGGAUCCUGUGUGCUGCUUUCCUCACUGGUCUGAACCGGGUCUCUGAGUACCGCAACCACUGCUCAGACGUCAUCGCUGGAUUCAUAUUAGGAAGCUCUGUAGCUCUCUUUUUGGGAAUCUGUGUAGUGAACAACUUCAAAGGGACCCACUCCACUCCCACCAAACAAAAACAGGAGGACUAUCGCGGUCUUCCAUUGAUGACAUUCCCUCGUGUGGAGAGCCCCCUGGAGACCCUCAGUGCACAGAAUCAUUCGGUGUCCAUGACUGAAGUCACAUGACUAAGGGGACAACACCACGUCACAUUUGCUUCACCUCAACACUUCUAGGCACAAAGAGUUUUUGUACUGUGGCAUACUGUAAAAAAAAAAUUAAAAAGACAGUAUUAUGUUGUAACUAGUUGUACCUAGAAGCAGCUGUUUUGUACAUUUUGUAUAAGAGAGUGCUGCAGCUUUCCCUCAUAACGUCAACACUGCUCGAUUCAUGUCCAGAUUUAUGCCUUCUUUGUCAUGUAUACAGUCUAUAUAAUGUCAUUGUUGUUCUGUGGUAUUUGUACAAAGGUUUUAUUUUGAUUUUUCCCUGUACAUUUUUGGACAUAGAUAAUUUUUGUAUUCUUUUUGUUAUCUGCAUAAAGCAUUUUGAUCAAUUUUGCCUGCUGAUUUUCCAGGAAUGUUUUUGGUAUACCUAUUUUUGGUGUAAGAUAUAAAAGAAAACGUUGAAUUGUUACACGUCAUUGUAUCUGAUUCUCCGUUGUUAUCUUUCAAUGGCCAUGUGCUCAGCAUGAAAUACAUUGUUGAAAUACAUUGAAAUUGUUUAAUAACCUGUUAUUCCUGACUGUAUUCUGUUUCUUUUUUCUUUAAAGUUUGCAUUUCAUUUGAAAUGCUAAAUAUAUUUUCCUUGUAGUCUGUCAAAUAAAUAGUGUAGCUGAGUCCAAUAAUAUGAGUGGGUUUCAUUUUUUAAGAGAAGACAUGAUUUGUUGCCUGUUUUUGAAGUUAAUGAUGUUUC